AUGAGAAUAUCGUCCAUUUCCACCAUUACUGCUAUACUAGCAGCCGCUGCUGAAGCUGCUCCAGUCAUCUACACCAAUUACAUUACUGCCGACACCACACACACCAAUUGGGUCACUGUUACCACUGGAACUACCACCAAAACUGGGUUAACCACAAUUUACGGGCCACCACCUGGUGCCGCAACCACUGCUGCUACAACCUCAUCUACCUCUUCAUCGUCAACAUCAACAUCAACGUCGACUCCAGCCACACCAACCACCAGCUCAAGCUCAAGCUCAAGCUCAGUACCUACUACUGCUACUACCUCGACGAGUAGCUCUUCGUCAGCAGCACAGACUUCUACUUCAUCUACCAGCUCAGCUGUUCCAUCAUCAACUUCAACCACCUCAUCACCAACCACUUCCACAUCACCUACUACCUCAUCAACCAGCUCACCACCAACCACUCCAACCACUACCUCCUCAUCCUCCUCUUCUUCUUCUUCCGCCCCAGCAACAUCAUCCUCAAGCCAAUUAUCAACCCCAUCCACCGACACCGCAUUCGCCAACGAGAUCCUCGGCGCCCACAACCGAGUCCGUGCUCUCCACGGAGUCCAAGACUUGUCCUGGAACGAUACCUUAGCCGCCUACGCCGCCCACUACGCCGCCACCACCUUCUCCUGCGACAACGUGCAGCUCGUGCACUCCCGCGGGCCAUAUGGAGAAAACUUGGCUGCCGGUUACGUUGGAGGUAAUGCACCAGUUAAUGCAUGGUACAAUGAAAUUGAGCACUAUGAUUAUUCCAACCCAGGUUAUUCGUCAGCUACUGGCCAUUUCACGCAAGUCGUUUGGAAAGCUACUUCGCAGGUCGGAUGUGCUUAUGUUACUUGUAAUAAUGCUUGGAGGCAAUACACUAUUUGUGAGUAUUCGCCAAGAGGUAAUAUUGUAGGAACGGAUUAUGCUACUGGAAAGUCAUUGUUUGAGGAAAAUGUUCUCCGUCCAGUUUCAGGCCAAGUGCAAUUGCAAUGA
This is a messenger RNA of Lodderomyces theae, 1008 nucleotides long. It is a transcript of the gene RBE1, whose product is annotated as sterol-binding protein. The record is from RefSeq and is a predicted model, not a curated record. Gene Ontology annotation, cellular component: extracellular region. Bases 1 to 1008 code for a protein of 335 amino acids. The transcript has a single exon. Lineage: Eukaryota; Fungi; Ascomycota; Pichiomycetes; Serinales; Debaryomycetaceae.